UAGUUCCGGAGCGCAUGUGCGGUGCUUGAAAAAUCCAAUUAGAGUUGUACCAUGAAGUCCGUCGUUCCGUGAAGCUGUAAAGAUUGCAGUGAUUAGAGAGUGACACCAGUGGUUGUGUUGCAUGUGUAGGCGUCGAUAAGAAAAGAAAAUUGCACCGCACAGUAUGGCCUCGGUCGCCGCUUGGCUACCCUUCGCCAGGGCGGCGGCCAUUGGGUGGGUUCCAAUUGCAACCCACCCUUUGCCCCCGCCACCAAUUCCCAAGGACCGCCGCAAGUCAGACGACGAGAAGCUCAUUAUCAAUGUCUCUGGCCGUCGCUUUGAGACUUGGCGCAACACACUCGAGAAAUAUCCUGACACUCUGUUAGGCUCAAAUGAACGAGAGUUCUUCUAUGACGAAGAGAGCGGAGAGUACUUUUUUGAUCGGGAUCCAGACAUUUUUCGUCAUAUACUUAAUUACUAUCGUACGGGAAAGCUGCAUUACCCAAAGCACGAGUGUCUCACGAGCUAUGACGAGGAGCUAGCCUUCUUUGGAAUCCUGCCCGACGUUAUUGGUGACUGCUGCUAUGAAGACUACCGUGAUCGAAAGCGCGAAAAUGCGGAACGAUUGAUGGACGAUAAGCUUUCUGAGAAUGGCGACCACAAUCUUCAGCAACUGACAAACAUUCGUCAGAAAAUGUGGCGAGCUUUUGAAAAUCCGCACACUUCGACGGCCGCGCUGGUGUUUUAUUAUGUCACCGGAUUCUUCAUUGCCGUGUCCGUGAUGGCGAACGUAGUGGAAACGGUGCCGUGCGGUCGGCGCCCAGGACAUGCUGGCACACUACCAUGCGGUGAACGCUACAAAAUUGUUUUCUUUUGCCUAGAUACGGCCUGUGUGAUGAUCUUCACAGCUGAGUACUUGUUGCGUCUCUUUGCGGCGCCCGAUCGCUGCAAGUUUGUACGCAGUGUAAUGAGUAUCAUCGACGUGGUAGCCAUUCUACCAUACUACAUUGGACUCGGCAUCACGGACAAUGACGAUGUAUCUGGUGCAUUUGUAACCCUGCGCGUCUUCCGGGUGUUUCGUAUCUUCAAAUUCUCCCGCCACUCCCAGGGUUUACGUAUCCUGGGCUAUACACUCAAGUCCUGCGCCAGUGAACUUGGUUUUCUCGUUUUCUCACUCGCCAUGGCCAUCAUUAUUUUCGCUACGGUGAUGUUCUACGCUGAGAAAAAUGUCGAUGGAACUAACUUCACAUCCAUCCCUGCCGCCUUCUGGUAUACCAUCGUCACGAUGACUACACUUGGAUAUGGAGACAUGGUGCCCGAGACGAUUGCCGGAAAGAUCGUCGGUGGCGUUUGCUCGCUCAGUGGUGUCCUCGUGAUCGCGCUACCCGUGCCCGUUAUUGUGUCUAACUUCUCGCGUAUCUACCAUCAAAAUCAGCGCGCCGAUAAGAGGAAGGCCCAGAGGAAAGCACGUCUGGCGCGUAUUAGGAUUGCCAAGGCUUCUUCAGGAGCAGCGUUCGUAAGUAAGAAGAAAGCUGCCGAAGCGCGCUUGGCAGCACAAGAAAGCGGCAUUGAGCUGGAUGACAAUAUGCGUGAAGAAGACAUGUUUGAGAUGCAGCACCAUCAUCUUCUGCGCUGUCUUGAGAAGACCACAGAUAGAGAAUUCGUAGAGCUGGAGAAUUCCUACAACGGUGCACCCAAGAGAGCAGGCUCACCGUCGCCAAUGGCCAGUCCAGCGCAUUCCACCAACAGCACAGCAGGAUUGCUCCAGUCUUGCUGUGGCCGCUGCUGCUUUCAGCGAUACCAGCCAUGCCAAAGAUGUAGAAGAAAUAUGUAGGAAUAUCAAAUCAAAAUCGAGCGUAUUGAGAGGAAAAAAGACAAAAUUAUACCCCAUUUGAUGCGACACACCCUAGCUGGUGACACAGAGAAGACGGACCAGCUGCAAUCGGAGAAUACUCAAAUAGGACGCAGCCUGAGACGGGAAAAAAGUGCCAACAAGUGUUCCACCAGGACUGCACUCGCAGAAAACACCAUUGCAUUUAAAUUGGCUUAUCGACUAUCAUUUUGUCUCAAAACCUCUCGUUUUGGAAAUUAGCUGCUCAGUUUUUCUCACAGUGUCUGUGUGUUUGUUGGACGUGAAAAUGAAAUACUCAAGUUAUCAAGGAUUGUAAAGAGGAAAAUCAAUAUGUUAAAUAUAGAGAGAUCUGCAAUUAUGCAAUUACAAUUGUAGUAACUUAAAAAUCAAAAUUUUCAAUUAUGUUAUCGUGGUUAUCAUAGAAUCAGCAUCAGUCUUUCAAUUAUUUAUGUGCAUCCCCUCAUUAAUUAUUAUACAAACAGCCAACCUCUUUUUAACAAACGAAAUACCAAACACAAAUUGUAAAAUUAGUUAUUAUGUUUAUAAAAAAAAAUGUUCAGAAAUUUAUUAGAUCAUUAAAUAAUCGACUAAA
Molecule: messenger RNA, 2423 nt
Organism: Phlebotomus argentipes
Lineage: Eukaryota; Metazoa; Arthropoda; Insecta; Diptera; Psychodidae
Gene: Shal
Product: potassium voltage-gated channel protein Shal
Exons: 5
Coding region: 164-1813 (549 amino acids)
Biological process (GO): protein homooligomerization; potassium ion transmembrane transport
Cellular component (GO): membrane; voltage-gated potassium channel complex
Molecular function (GO): protein binding; A-type (transient outward) potassium channel activity
Source: RefSeq, a predicted model, not a curated record